AUGUCUGCACCAGUACUGACGAUAGCAUUUGAGCCUGACGACUGGCCUGAAGGUUGGCCACGUCAAUCCAUGUCCUCCACGGUGCUGACCCCAGAAUUGCGGAACCUUGGCACCGGAUUUUUCACCGCCGAAAAUGUGUCAAUCAUAGACGACUGGCACCAAAAGGUCCUCGUCGAUCUGGUAAGGUGUGUGCAGAUGAGCCAACACGCUUACUCGGCACAACCGAACCGGAUUCCGGACCCUGAAUGCGAACGAUGGCUGUACCUCAAAGUUCAAGCGUUGAAUUACCGCCUCCUGGCUCGGACCGAACUGGAUGGCAUCCAAGAGGCUCUGAGAAUCGCCACAUUGUUGUGGAUCUUGAGCGUCACAGAAUAUGUUGGGGCCGAACUCACCGCAAUCAUAAUGCUGCCAAAACUCCAAGCGGCCUUAGAAAUGGCGAAGUCUUCACUCGAGGCAUCGUCCUCGCAGUUAUUCCCCGAGUUGCACUUCUGGAUGAGUGGUCUCGGUGCCCUCGUUUCACUGCCUGCGACCAAGAGAAUCUCGACCUGCUCAACCACCCUUGAAGGCAUUCCCUACGACCAGCAAUUCAAUUUCUUUAGCCUUCAUAUGGCUCAAAACGCGCGUCGUCUGAGACUCGAGACAACAUUCGACGCCUAUCACAGUUUCCUCCAGAAAUACUUAUACAUGAAUGUCAAUGGUGGAGCGCAAGGGGCGGACUUGAAGUUCCUUGUUGAGGCCGUCUCAGGUAUCGAUCAAGAUUCUUCUUGA
This is a messenger RNA of Exophiala spinifera, 768 nucleotides long. RefSeq lists its product as uncharacterized. The transcript has a single exon. The record is from RefSeq and is a predicted model, not a curated record. Lineage: Eukaryota; Fungi; Ascomycota; Eurotiomycetes; Chaetothyriales; Herpotrichiellaceae. The coding region runs from base 1 to 768 and encodes 255 amino acids.